Messenger RNA from Trichechus manatus latirostris (Florida manatee), 2982 nucleotides. RefSeq names its product asparagine synthetase (glutamine-hydrolyzing) (gene ASNS). Bases 197 to 1744 code for a protein of 515 amino acids. The transcript is spliced from 11 exons. Lineage: Eukaryota; Metazoa; Chordata; Mammalia; Sirenia; Trichechidae. The record is from RefSeq and is a predicted model, not a curated record. Gene Ontology annotation, molecular function: asparagine synthase (glutamine-hydrolyzing) activity. Gene Ontology annotation, cellular component: cytosol.
UUUGGAUUUCAUCGGUUGGCGGUGGUUGAUCCGCUGUUUGGAAUGCAGCCAAUUCGACUGAAGAGAUACCCUUAUUUGUGGCUCUGUUACAAUGGUGAAAUCUACAACCAUAAGGAGGUAAACAAUAUGAGACCAGAAGAUAUCUGGAUGUGAUUAAACCUUGAACUGGUUGGUUAUAAUAGUAUGUAUUUUUAUAAUGCUUUUUACUUUUCAGAGCACUUUAUAUAUUCAUUAUCUCAUUAGCUCCAAUUGCAUAGAUAGGACACUGAUGCACCAAGAGGUGAAACAUCUCAGACAUAAAAAUAAGAUGCAAUGCCAGUUUGGAUUUGAUUACCAGACCAAAGUGGAUGGUGAGAUAAUCCUUCAUCUUUAUGACAAAGGUGGAAUUGAGCAGACAGUCUGUAUGUUGGAUGGGGUGUUUGCUUUUAUUUUACUGGAUACUGCUAAUAAGAAAGUUUUCCUGGGCAGAGAUACCUAUGGAGUCAGACCUUUGUUUAAAGCCAUGACGGAAGAUGGAUUUUUGGCUGUGUGUUCAGAAGCUAAAGGUCUUGUUAACUUGAGGCACUCCACGACUCCAUUUUUAAAAGUGGAGCCUUUUCUUCCGGGACACUACGAAGUUUUGGAUUUAAAGCCCAAUGGCAAAGUUGCAUCUGUGGAAAUGGUCAAAUAUCAUCACUGUAGAGAUGAACCUCUGCAUGCCCUCUAUGACAAUGUGGAGAAACUAUUCCCAGGUUUUGAGUUAGAAACUGUCAAGAGCAACCUCCGGAUCCUUUUUAACAAUGCUGUUAAGAAACGUUUGAUGACAGACAGAAGGAUUGGCUGCCUUUUAUCAGGGGGUUUGGAUUCCAGCCUGGUUGCUGCCACUCUGUUGAAGCAGCUAAAAGAGGCCCAAGUUCAGUACCCUCUCCAGACAUUUGCAAUCGGCAUGGAAGACAGCCCUGAUUUACAGGCUGCUAGAAAAGUAGCAAAUCAUAUUGGGAGUGAGCAUCAUGAGGUCCUCUUUAAUUCUGAGGAAGGAAUUCAGGCCCUGGAUGAAGUUAUAUUUUCCUUGGAAACUUAUGACAUUACAACAGUUCGUGCUUCAGUAGGUAUGUAUUUAAUUUCCAAGUACAUUAGGAAGAACACAGAUAGUGUGGUGAUCUUCUCUGGAGAAGGUUCAGAUGAACUUACACAGGGUUACAUAUAUUUUCACAAGGCUCCUUCUCCUGAAAAAGCUGAGCAAGAGAGUGAGAGGCUUCUGAAGGAACUCUAUUUAUUUGAUGUUCUCCGUGCAGAUCGAACUACUGCUGCCCAUGGCCUCGAACUGAGAGUCCCGUUCCUGGAUCAUCGAUUUUCUUCCUAUUACUUGUCUCUGCCACCAGAAAUGAGGAUUCCAAAGCAUGGGAUAGAAAAACAUCUCCUGAGAGAGACAUUUGAGGACUCUAACCUGAUACCUAAAGAGAUUCUCUGGCGACCGAAAGAAGCCUUCAGUGAUGGAAUAACCUCAGUUAAGAAUUCCUGGUUUAGGAUUUUACAGGACUAUGUUGAACAUCAGGUUGAUGAUACAAUGAUGGCAGCUGCCUCAGAAAAGUUUCCCUUCAAUACUCCUAAAACUAAAGAAGGUUAUUACUACCGCCAAAUCUUUGAACGCCACUACCCAGGCCGGGCUGACUGGCUGACCCAUUACUGGAUGCCCAAGUGGAUCAACGCCACUGACCCUUCUGCCCGCACGCUGACCCAUUAUAAGUCAGCUGCCAAAGCUUAGGCACUCUCCAAGUGCUAGAGUUAAAGCAAAUGUGUCUUCUUGUGAGGAGUAGGGGGACUGGUGCUGGAGCAAUGAAGGUCAGUCACACCCGGGUUUACUUGGGAGUAACAAAAAAAAAUAAAAGUCUUAACUUAAAUUGAAAACAUUGCUGUAGUCACUUACAUUCUCGCAGUCCCGUCAUUAGUGGUGGCUAGAAAUUGUGCAGCUUUUGCUGUAUCAUAGGUGGAAGGCGAGCUUGGAAAGGGGAAAGCAGUGUGAUGUUUGCAAGAAUUCACCAGCAUGCUACUGGCAGGGCUGCUUUAGAAGACAUAUGGACCUCAUGCAGAUGUGGCCUUCUUCCAGUCCUUGUUCUUAGUGUGGUCACUCCUGACUCCCCAUGGGAUCUGGCCCAUGGGUCAUAGUUUUCUGACCCCUGUUCUAGAGGAACGACCAAUACCAAGCAUUUCUGAUAAGAGGAAAAAGCAUUCUGAACCUAGUUUCUGAAAGAGGAAGUUUAACAAGGAAACAUUUAACUAACAGAAGGUUUUCAUUUGAAUGUUCACUGGUUGUUUAGGGACAACAUUUUGGGAUACAAUUUAAAGGUGAAUUUAGCUAUUAGAAAUUUUGAAGAGUAACUGCUGGUGCAUAGGUAAAUAUAAGACAUCCUGAUGGGAAGCAUGAGUAGGUGGGAAUUUAGCUGGUAAGUUGGAAGAUGGGGCUUCUUUUAGGCUAGCUGUAGGGCUUCAUCUACAAUGUAAUGUCUUCAAGGAAGCUGAGAAAAUGUCAUAUUAGAUGACUCAAUGAUAAUCUUAUAUCUGAAGGUACUUACUUAAACCUAACAUGAUUUGGUUCUAGGCUUAUCUGUUCAUGCAUGGUACGGCCUUACCCAACCAAGCUAAGUAGCACCAAGAAUUCUUUGGAAACUUGGAAAACUUGGUUGAUAAUGGUUACACAGUACAUUACAAAAUUAAGGUGUAUAAACCACAAAAUGUCAGUUUUUGAGGCUGGCUCCACAUUUUUAGCUUUAGUGACUACGGGAUCUGUCAUGUCUGGAUACUACCCGGAUGUUUAAUAGUAAGAGAUACAGGUAUGCCUCGCUUUUCGAAAGUUCGUUUUACGCCAUUUUGCUUUUAUGAAAAAAGGCGAAAAGCAGAAAUAGCAUUCAGCGUUUGUUUUGCACCAGUUGGUUAAAGAAGCAGCACGCACCCUGAGCGGUGAGAGUGGCGUCGCCAGGCUUCUUCCCCGGGAACUAUACUCAG